AUGCCGUUCCGUGUAGACCCUGGAACCGGGUGGAUAUACACCACAAAAAGACUGGAUCGAGAAGAGAAAGAUAGGUACUUGCUGCAUUAUAUGGCAAGCGCAGGUAAGGAUGGACUCGGACCCUGGUUUGCGAGGUUGGGAUAGAAGCCUUUAAUUGAAAAGUCAGGUUUUCCUUUUUGAAGAUCGAUUAAACAGCCAAAAUAUUUUGGAAACAAACCAGUAAUUCUGGUUGUUUAGACACAAACAGGAGCUUAUUUGAAUGACAGAUAUACUAGUCAACCUUUUUGAUUGCACGUUUUGAGGACAUACGUGCACCUGCUGCAAAUGGUCAGAAUUUUACGUUAGGAUAAGACUUGUCUUGAAUAAGGACGUCAACUCGUAUGUCCUGAGAGAACAUUUUCAAUAAAGUUGUACAAGCACAAUACUGUACAUUCAAUUUAAAACUUUAGGCAACUCAAUAUUUUACCUUAAUGUGUUGUGAAGAAUCACUUAACAAUAAUUAUCUCAAUAAUUAUCUCGCUGUAUCUAUUUCUAGACCUAGGUCGGACGUCUCUGGCAACGAUGGUAAAUGUAACAAUCCGACUGGGAGAUGAGAACGACAAUAGACCAACUUUCUCUCAAUCUUACUACUCGACCGUGGUGACGUCACACGAACUGGGAAUGAGUGUUCUAACUGUUCAAGCGAUAGAUAAAGAUGAUGGAGAGAAUGGGAGAGUUACGUAUGGAAUAGUCAAGGGACAAGAUAAACAUUACUUCACCAUUCAUAGCAGGUUAGAUUGAAAAUAAAUGAGCAAAACCAGCUCUAUUCAUACUCGAUAAUCAGGCGUGCGAGCAUGGUACCUUUCGAGUUAGUGCAUGCACAUUUUAAAAUCUUAUUAAAAUCUUGACAUUUUAAUAGUACUUAAUCAUACCAAAAUCCGUUAUGGUCAUGAGCAGAUAAAACCAGUUUCCGGAUGGACUAAAAUGGAUGUAAGAAAAGCUUCGAGUAAAAAUAAAAAAUUAGUUCUUUAUCUAGAAGAAUAAAUAAAUAAGACAAACAAUACUGAAAAAAUCUUAACCAUAUUUUUUCCAUUCACUUUAAGGACUGGUGAACUUAAAACUAGAGAGCAUUUACCUGCAACAUCCUUGCUGGCACUGAAGAUCUACAUUUCAGCCAACGACCAUGGAACUCCAUUAUUAUUUUCCUCGAAACCCGUUCCUGUGUUCGUCUUCAUUGGCUCGACAUUUCCCAUCACUGUGGAAACGGUGAAACGAACUACAUCAACAAUCAAAUUGAGGUUUACCAUGAUUAAUGUCAGUUUGGCAGAUAUCAGUCAUAUUGGAGUCGUUAUGCAGGGAGUUGAAAACAUAACCGACUGUAAGUACAGCGACGAAAUCGCUUGGCGUAAGAACUACAACGUCUGUGUGCUAGCAGGCUAGCAACCCACCUGCUGACACCUCAUUUCGCUCGGUGAGUUCGGGAAACUUUCCUCCAGCCACCCACGGUGCGUCCAAUCCCGGACUCACCUCCCUGCAAGUAUGUUUGUUAUAGAACCCCUAUUAAGCGAACACCUUCGGGACCUCGCCAAUGUGUCCACUUUAAAAGGAAGUGCUCAAGAGAGGUGUCCGUUAAUAUGGGUUCGACUACAGAUAGGUUUACUAAACACUAAGCAGACGAUUAGUACUAUGCCCCAAAAUAAACCUAUAUACCUUACAUUGGCAUCAUCUUAGUAUAUAUACAUGAAGUUGCGGUUAGAGCCCGACAACUGGUCUCUGUAGCUCAGUUGGUUAGAGCUUGACAACUGACCUCUGUAGCUCAGUUGGUUAGAGCUUGACAACUGGUCUCUGUAGCUCAGUUGGUUAGAGCUUGACAACUGGUCUCUGUAGCUCAGUUGGUUAGAGCUCGACAACUGGCCUCUGUAGCUCAGUUGGUUAGAGCUCGACAACUGGUCUCUGUAGUUCAGUUGGUUAGAGCGCUGCACCGGAAUCGCAGAGCCGCAGAUUCGAUUCCUGUCAAGGACCUAAAGUUGUAUUUUUCGCUUGGGUCCCUGGUUAGGUUUAAUAAAUGUAUAUAAAUUUACUCUCGAAAUUUUUCAACUUUAGUUGUGCAGGACUAGCAGGGUAACAUUAGCCAGGCUAUGUUAAGUCGACCAGAAUGUUUUUAGGAUGUGCUGUUCGUGUACAUUAUAUUCUGUAUUUGGUCUUGUAGAUUUUUACACACGUUUAAAUUUGGAUGUGAUGGCCAAGCCUUAUACCUUCACUCGCCGACAGAACUUCAACUCCUGUCAAUAUUCACGAAAACAGGGUAAGAUUCUAAGUUGUAGGAUAUUGUCUAGGAAUGUUCGGUAUGAGAAAUUUCCGGUAUCGGUCUACCGAAAAAAUUAUACCGAUAUUAUCGGUAUACCGGUUUUCCUGAAGGAAAUUUUGAGUAAUUCUAAAAGGGAAAACGAUCAUUUCGAAGCUGUUUCGAACGACACGUACUCAGUGUAAAAUCUCACUCAAGUGGAAAUUCUAAAUCAUUGCAGUAGAAAGUUAUUUUUAUUGCCAUUGCCGUUUAUAGUUUCGCCAUAUAGUUGGUAAAUUUAAAGGCCUGAUUCCACGUGGCGGAAUUUUUCGACCGAAACGAAAUUCCUCUUUGUCUUUUUACAAUUAGUUCUGCUUGAGAGCUCAUGAAACAAAGAGAAAUUUCGAUUCGGUCGAAAAAUUUCGCCUAGUGGAAAACCGCCUUAACACGGCAUACCGAAAAAUUUCGGUAUAUCGGAAAUUUCGGUAUAUCGGUAUGGUUGAAUAUCCGGUAUCGAUAUACCGAUAUUGGUUUAAUGCCGAUAUUUUCUGUAUAUCGGUAUACCGAACAGUCCUAAUAUUGUCAAGGUAGUAUAGCAUGCAGAAUGUGAGUUUCGUGGCAAAAUUGUGCAUUUGAUGUAGCGUUUAAAACAUGAGCAGCAUUGUUUUGUCAGAUAUAAACUGAUUGAUACUCAGGUUAUAUAAAACUGCUCUAAAAUGACCGAGUAACAAUCCAAAAUUGUUUGAAAUGUUUUUAAUCAUUUCUAAAUUUCAGACAGCGACCGGAAACGAAGUUUAGGACCAAUAUUGUUCGCUUAAGCCUGCCGCACACGAGAGCUAUCUGCUGAGCCAAAAGUUACUCGUGCCUGUUAGCUCAGCCGAUAGCUCAGCGAUCAAACAUGUUUGAUACGUGAGAAAAGGUUGCAUGAGGCAAAAAACUCAGUAAAUUGUACCCGCACACGGUGAGCUAUCGGCUGAGCUAACAGGCACGAGUAACUUUUUGCUCAGCAGAUAGCUCUCGUGUGCGGCAGGCUUUACUCUCAAGAUAAAAAACUAGCGUGACCCCUCUCUUGACGUAACAUGCAUAUCCUCAAUAAUCCAAGAUGGCGAACAGCUCACUUUUUUCAGUCGAAAUAUUUUGAAAACUAAGCAUGAUAUAAACACUCUGUAAUAGAGUUUAAUAUAUAGUUUUAAGAGUUCUUUCAAAUGAACUAUAAACUAUUUUUAUUGCCAAUGUCCUUUAAAGUACUAAGUAUGCAUGCUACUUCUGCUGAAUUGAAAUAAUUUCAUCCAAUAUGCUCUUUCCAUGAUGAAAUGAGCCAUCGAAAACACAUGAUUUUUCCAAUAGAGACACCAUAAUAAAAACGAAAGUUAUAAAUAUCGAAAAUCAACUUAAUUUUUGUAUUUUCUAUUUUAGGUUAAAUUUUCCAGAUUUUUCGGGGACAUUAUUUACAGUGGUUCCCGUUCCAGAACGACCAAACCGAGGCUUCUUUGCAACGCUUCUUAAUCUAGGACCGUCUGAUUUGGACAGAGAAAGACUAUGUAAGUAUAGUAUUGUAUUGAUCACGGGUCGAAAAAGUAUCUAAACAGAUGCAAGACCUUAUUUUUCUGUGUUCGUGUUAUGUACUCAGGUGAAUAUGAUGUUUGUGAUGUUACUCUGAGUGUAUAUUCACACCGGGCAGGGUUUGAAAAAUAUAUCUGGCCACGGUGGGAAUCGAACCUACGACCUUUGGAACACUAGCCCAAUGCUCUGCCAACUGAGCUACGCGGUCAGGUCGGUUCGAGUAUGUGAUAUUUCGGAACUGAGUCUAGUUCCUUCGUUCCGAAAUAUCACAUAUCACUCAGUUCCAAGUGAUAUAAUAAAUAUCACUCAGUUUCGAAAUAUCACAUACUCGAACCGACCUGACCGCGUAGCUCAGUUGGCAGAGCAUUGGGCUAGCAUUCCAAAGGUCAUAGGUUCGAUUCCCACCGUGGCCAGGCAUGUUUUUCAAGCCUGCCCGGUGUGGAUAUACACUCAGAGUAACAUCACAAAGAUCAUGCUGGACCAUUGGUCUAAGAAAAUGUUUGAGUCCUCGGAAAAUAUUUCCCCAAGAACUGGAGAAAGAGAAUUGUAAUAUGAGAGAUAAAAGGAGAAAUUCCUAAGAAAAUUUUAAUCAAUUUCAAGAUCAGUGAUCUCAAUAUUUUUAACAUUUUUUAACAUUCUUAAUGUAGUUAAAAACAUUGAGUUCACCGAUCUUGAAUUAUGCUUAAUUGAUUUUCCUAGUUAGUUUUUUCAAUGGGCAAUUCCAUGAGCUAUAGACUAAAUUUUGAUCUUGGCAAGAAGAACAAAAUCCAUCACCACAGCUAGAAAGAGCAUGUUAAAAUUAGUAAAAUUGCAAAGUUUGCUUGCGAAAUGUUGUAAAAUGUGGAAAAUAUAUAUAACCAUGCGAAAUUUGCAAAUUUUGUAUUACAGUGAAAAUACAAAAAGUGUCCCACUUCCGCUUCUGUAGUUUGUUGUGAUUUACUGUAAUUUGUUCUGUUUUUCUGUAGCGAUUACCGAUUUAUGGACAAAUACUGCGAUAAAACUUAGUUUUUUUUCUAUUUUUAAAUAUGGUAAGUUGUAGCAAAGGGAAAUAAUACAUUUUUCGUUAGUUUCAUUGCAUAAAAGGAACGGAAUUUAAAUUUUAUCGCAGUAUUUGCCGAUAAAUGGUACUCGCUACAGAAAAACAGAACAAAUUACAGUAAAUCACAACAAACUACAGAAGCGGAAGUGGGACACUUUUUGUAUUUUCACUGUAAUUUGUAUUACGCACGAGAAUUUGCACCACUUUUGGCCUAAAUGUGGUGCAUUUUCCCGCGCGUAAUACAAAUCAAUACAAAAUUUGCAAAUUUCGCUUGGUUAUAUUUUCCGCAUUUCACAACAUUUUGCAACGAAACUUUGCAAUUUUACUAAUUUUAACAUGCUCUUUCUAGCUGUGGUGAUGGAUUUUGUUCUUCUUGCCUAGAUCAAAAUUUAGUCUACAGCUGGAAUUGCCCAUUAAAAGGUUUGUAAUGUGCCACCAUCAUUCGAAAGGCUGAACUGUGCCUUUAAAAUAUCUGCUCAUUAUAAAUACUCUGGCUUCAAAAUUAUUUCCCUGAAUUCGAAAGAUUGCUCCGCGCAGCAGGGCAUUAAAUCCAUCUAUGGCAAGAAGCUUUAGGUAUAGUGGAGCUGUACUAUGGAAUAGUCUUUCUGCUGAGGCUAAGUCUGCGCAUUCGAUUUAUUGUUUCAAAAGACUUAUUUGAAUCUUGUUUUUAAUUGUUAUUCCAUUUGUAACUACACAUUAUGUUCUGGGUAAUAUUCUUUUUGGGUCUGUGGCUCAAUUAGUUUUUUCUUCAUUUUUAUAUACUUGUAAAUAGCUAAAUAGACGCCCCUCAUGAAAACCAGCCGUAUAGCUGAUGAGGACAGCGCUCCUAAAGAAAUUAAAUACAUACAUACAUUACAGGUAAACUACGUGAAGCGUUCCUCUUUUGACUUCGUAACUCAUUUGGAAUUUUCCUCAUUAGCUUUGCAAAUUUGAAAAACUCUUUGCAAAUCCCUUCAGGGAAUUUGCAAUGUUCCUAUCGGCUGUUGCAAUAUUCCAAACUUCAUUUUAAAUUUUCCUAACUUCCUGUUUUAAUUUCCUAACUUCCUGUUCUGUUCUGAGCGUUGGUAUUGGUCGAUUAUUUUUGUUAGCCAAUUGCAACGCCCAGAACAGAACAGGAAGUUAGGAACUUGCAACAGGAAGUUAAGAACUUCAAACAGGAACGGAGGAAAAUUUUUUUGGCUUUUAGCAACAUUGCAAAUUCCCUCAAGGGAUUUGCAAGGGAGUUUUUUAAAUUGCAAAAGUAAUGAGGAAAAUUGCAAUCAAUUUAGAAACACAAAAGAGGAACGCUUCACGUAGUUUACCUGUAAAUACAUACAUCUAUGGCAUCUAUCUAUCAUUAUUAUUUGACUUUCUUUCCAGUUGGCACUGAAAGUGGCAAAGCAUCUCAGUCUCUAGCGACUCGCGUCCCAGGGAGAGGAACGGAGGAUAUCCAAGCACGCUCUGGCGGUAUCGCCGAUGUAAUGUCCAAAAAUAUGGAGGUAGGACAUUAAUUGAAUCAAGUUCGCUGAUCAAUUUUAAUUCGGCCAGAUUUAGGGACUUGGCUAUUUGCCCAUUGAGCGCCAGCAUUCGCCUCUUGACUGUACAGUGAAAUCGUCUGGCGUUAGAAGGAAAUUACAAAGUAGGGCGCAUCAUGGCACAAUGCAACAUCAAGGACAUAUAGCCUGUAUUCUAAAAGCUCACACUCGAUGAGUGGAGGUUCAAUCUGAGCUUCUCUUGAGUGUCAAUGCUGUUUUUGAAUAGCUGGAGGGUGAGUAGUCACAUAGUAAGGUACGAUCAUAGAUAUCUUAUAUAGACUAGAUAGCGCAUCUCUUUUAGUAAAAUUGAAGCCAAGAAUAUUCCAGCGGUUACCCCCAUUUGAAUAGAUGGCGGCCAUGUUGGUAGUUCUCACUCGCUAAUAAACGCUUAAAAAACAACAAUAACUUUCAUCAUUUGAAUAGUUUAAAAAUGUAUUUGGAAUAGGUUUACCUUAAUAUUUAAGUUCCGUGUUUAAGAAAUAGAAAACAUACGAAUCUUCUCAUUUCAUGGGAAUAUCCUGAGUCUGCAAUCACGGCUUCAAUUUUUGAAUUGCAGAAUAAUUAGAUGCACUAUCUAGUGUAUAUAAGAUAUCUAUGGGUACGAUACUAACCCUCCAGCUAUUGAAAACAGCAAUGACACUCGAGAGAAGCUCAGAUUAAACUUCCACUCAUUGAGUGUGAGUGAGCUUUUAAAAAACAGGCGUAUAUAUGACUCGAAAAUUGACAGUGUUAUUUUUUUUGCCUAAUGUGAAGGAUUGAAAAGUGUAGGGUAACUUCUCUGAUAGAUUUUUGUUUUCUUGCUUCGUUUUGAAGAUAUUUCAUCUUGUAUGAUAUGCAAAAGACCAACUUCCUACGUCACACCUGCAUAAUGACUUACUUUAAAUGUUAUAUAAUUUUGUCGUUAUCAAAUGAAUUCGCUCAAAAUGAAUGACGAGCGCGAGAUAUGUCCACAACAACACCCAUGUAUUAUUGAAUGGGGGUGGGAUGCCAACAAAAUCUUGAUAUUUACCCAUAACCUACACAUGGCGAUACCCUGGUAUAUAUCGAAGCCAAAAUAUAUUUGGAGUGUUCUGUGAUGGAACCAUUCAAGAAAAUCACAACGGGAUCCCAAUCUUGCCUCAGCCAGUAAACGUUCCAUCAUCAGGGACGUCGUGAAGCCAUCAACAUUUGGGGGUGUCGUCUGUGUUUGACCAACAUUUCCUAGGAUUUUGACCAAGUCGUACAAAUUUUUCCCGAAAAUGUUGUCGACGGGGGUCAAAACAAUUUUCCGGACUAACAUAAGCAUAGUCAAAAAAAAUUUUCCCGCUAACAUAAGCAUAUUCAAAAUUUUUCAACCAAGAUAAGCAAGGCUUCAAGAUUUUUACACCGCAAACAUAACAUAAGCUUUAAAAUUAUUAAAAUUGCCAACCAUUUCAUAACUUUGCAAUUGAGCAACUUCGACAAUCUUUUAUCCCAAACUUUGACCAAACUUUUCCGAGUUUUACCUUCCGAGUUUCACGAAAUAUCAGUUUCAUUUUGACCGACUUUGCGCAAAUACCAGUUCCAUUUUGACCAACUUUGACCAACGUUUGAAUUAUUGGGGAGGGGGUGGGGGUGUCCCUGCCCGUCACAUAAACCACACUCCUAAUUUCUGACAUGACGUUUUUACUUUAUAUUCUCCAGAGCCUCAAUGAGCGCGGUGAAAAGUUGGGAGAGCUGGAAGACAGGACGCGACAAAUGAGAGAUCAGGCAGAACAAUAUUCAAGGAAUGCUCACGCGCUCGCCCAAAGAUUCAAAGAUAAAAAGUGGUAUCAAUUAUAAUUGUAGCGAAUUGUCGGCCAUGUGCGCCGAAACGAUAAAAAUCGUCAAAGCGCGCUUUCGUUGGCAUGUAUUACAGUAAAAUCCCGCAUUAGAGAAGCGCUGUUUUUAUGCCAGGUUAAAGUGGUUCUUAUACAGGGUGUAUAAAAAUAAGGCAAUUCAACUUACGCAUGCUAUAUCGUGCACUAAUAUUACGUUUAACAAUUUACUCUUUUCAUACCAAUAAAGUGAUUUUUCAUAUCUUGCUUAGUUCUUGAAAUAUUUGCACUUGAAGUAAUGAGAUGUCUUCCAUCUUGGAUACAUUUUUGAUCUCAUUAACGGUAGUUUUGGUGACGUCACAACAUGGAUUAACCAUAUAAAAGUAUUCGUUGCUGAGCAAAUAUUGAUUGCUAGAUGUUUUAAAGGUUUUGAGUGCUCUUGAUAUUUCGAAGGGCAGACAGAGUAUAGUUUUGAGUGCAAAAUGAUUAGUGUUUGUCUAGAUAAAAAUAUUGCGUGACCUCUGUUGUGACGUAACAUGUAUAUCUACAAAAAUUCAAGAUGGCGGACAUUUUAUUCCUUUCCAUCAAAAUAUUUGCGGAAGUAAGCAAGAUAUGAAAAAACGGUAAAAGAGUAUUAUAUAUAUAGUCUUACAGUUGAUUUCACGAAACUUUGGCCGCGCCAGUUGCGAGGUUGGUUGGGAAUUUGGGACUAUAAACACGAGAUCGUCAAGUUGAUUGGAAACUGGCCAAUCAAAUUCGGAAGUUUCGCAUCAAAUUAUCAAAAUUCGUUACGAAAUUCCGAACCAAAUUCGCAAGCAAGUUCGCAAAUUGCAAACGAUUUUGGAAGUAAAUUUUAAAAACUAAACUUUAUUAAACUAUUAUAAUGUUAAACCUGAAAUUAUAUUAUUGUUAUGAUAUUAUUUAUUGUUAAAUGAAUAAGUUUAAUAAAAUAAGUUUAGGUUUUAAAAUUUACCGCCAAAAUCGUUUGCAAUUUGCGAACUUGCUUGCGAACUUGGUUAGGAAUUUCAUAACGAAUUUCGAUAAUUUGAUGCGAAACGUCCGAAUUUGAUUGGCCGGUUUCUAAUCAACUUGAUGAUCUCGUGUUUAUAGUUCCCAAAUUCCCAACCAACCUCGCAAUUGGCGUGGCCAAAGUUUCGUGAAAUCAACUGUAAAAGUUCUUUCAAAUGAGAAAAUAAAACAAAUAUAUUGCCAUUUCCCUUUGAGGUACUUUCCUAUGAUUUCCUUGGCCUUGUCUAUUAUUUUUAGACAGCCUGAAUCUGUAUCAAAUACGAAAACAGAAAAGCUAUAAACGUAAUAAUUAAGACACGAUAGCCUCUCAAUUUUGCAUGGAUUAGCUUUUUUAACACCCUGUAUAAUGAUUCUCUUCAGAAAUGAGCCCAGUUUGCCACGACGCUCGCCUGAGCGACAAGAAUUAUUUUAGCUGUCUUCAUAUGUUUUUAUCCACCUAUUAUUAUAUGGCAAGCAUCACUUCCGGUGAAAUGGCGAACUGUGAUUGGCUGAGAAGCACUCUCAGCUGUCCAUUAUUUCCCCGUAAUGGAUCGGCGGCCAUUACGUAAACACAAACGCAUGCAUUUUAAAACAAAACAGCAAAACUAUUAGAAAAUUUGAAAAUUAUAAUUUAAUUUGUUAUUAGUAAGAUAUUUGCGAAUGGUUUUUAGUGGAAAAAAAGGCAUACAUUGGUAUUUUUUUGGUUUUCUUCGACCAAAUGUGUACCACGCUAAUAAUAUGCAUUUCAAAUCAUGCAUUUCUCGUUUCUUUCAAGUAUAAAUGCCUAUAAAUGCCAUAUAAUAAACUUUUUAUUAACCUCGCUUGCUCGGUAUGUACAGAGAAGUAUCGGACUUCGGUCUUUUUGUACAAACCUUGCCCUACGGGUUCGGUCUGUACAGAAAAGACCUCGGUCCUAUAGUUCUCUGUACAGACCUCGCGUUCUGUUAAUAUGAAGUUAAUAAUCCAGCCUCGGUUAGACGACAUUAUGUAAACAUUUUUUGUUGUAAUUAAACAAUCUACAGCUUGUUUUACAAGUUUAAUCGUGUCUGUUUAGUUCUAUUAAUGUUUAUUUUUUGUUUGUA
Messenger RNA from Paramuricea clavata, 10244 nucleotides. The record is from the annotation of a GenBank genome assembly. Lineage: Eukaryota; Metazoa; Cnidaria; Anthozoa; Malacalcyonacea; Plexauridae.